Symbiodinium pilosum is the source of this 936-nucleotide messenger RNA. The record is from the annotation of a GenBank genome assembly. NCBI's taxonomy places the organism in Eukaryota, Dinophyceae, Suessiales, Symbiodiniaceae.
AUGGCACUUUUUGCUCCCACGCGCUUCCAGCGCAGUGCCUGGCACACCUGGCGGGCGCUGAGCACGCUGCGAGUUGCUGGUGUGCCAGAGCACUUCAAUGCCCCCUUCCACCUUGCCAAGGAGCGAGGUCUCUACGAAGCGAAAGGGGUGGACAUGCAGUGGAACAUGACACCGCAGGGAACGGGCGCAAUGGGACAGAAGCUCGAUUCUGACGAGGUGGAUGUGGCAGUGAUGCUUUCCGAGGGAGCCGUGGCCCGCAUUGUGGAUGGCUCCAAGACUAAGGUCAUCGGCACAUACGUCAAGUCGCCGUUGCGUUGGGGCAUUCAUGUCAAGCGAGGCAGCCCAAUCAAGAAGCCCAGCGAGCUCAAGGGCAAAAUCUUUGGCGUCUCCCGAAUGCUGAGCGGCUCACAUCUCAUGGCGCAUGUCUUUGCUCACCAGCAAGGAUGGUCUCCGGCGACAGAUGCACCACUUAGAAUCGUGGGAACGCUUGACGGCGCCCGGGAAGCGAUGGGCAAGGAUGAGAUUGAUGCCUGGCUUUGGGAGAAGUUUACCACCAAGCACCUGGUGGACAGCGGAGAAUGGGAUAUCAUCGGGGAGGUUCCCACCCCAUGGCCUUGCUUCCUUUUUGUGGCCUCCGACCGAGCGAUUGCCACCAAGCAGGCUGAGAUUCGACACCUUGUUGAGGUGACGAAGGAGCUUUGCGAUGAGUUCAAGGAGAACGCUGGCAACAAGACUGUUGACUACGUCGCAAAGAAUCAUGCCUUGAGCACUGCGGAUGCUCGUGAAUGGCUGGGUGGCACAGAGUGGGCCUGUGGAUUGAGUGUGGAGAAGCGCACCUUCGACUCAACGCAGGAAGCCCUCCUCACCAUUGGGCAGAUCAAGCAGGCUAUGGGACAUGAGCAGCUCCACUCCUCGGAGCUGUGCAGCGUGAUAUGA